Acanthopagrus latus (yellowfin seabream) is the source of this 2451-nucleotide messenger RNA. Its product is annotated as extracellular calcium-sensing receptor-like. The transcript has 8 exons. Gene Ontology annotation, molecular function: G protein-coupled receptor activity. The record is from RefSeq and is a predicted model, not a curated record. Bases 7 to 2451 code for a protein of 814 amino acids. Gene Ontology annotation, biological process: G protein-coupled receptor signaling pathway. Gene Ontology annotation, cellular component: membrane. NCBI's taxonomy places the organism in Eukaryota, Metazoa, Chordata, Actinopteri, Spariformes, Sparidae.
UUCUCAAUGGAUGGUGACUAUGCUAUCGGGGGUGUUUUCUCCAUACACACCUACAUGCAUACAGUAAAAAAUGACUACACCACCGAGCCUGAGCCACUAAAGUGCACAGGGAGAAUUGAGUCCCGUGAGCUGCGCUUCUCACGUGCAAUGGUCUUCGCCAUUGAGGAGAUUAAUAACAGUACAGAGCUGCUGCCAGGCAUCAAACUUGGUUAUCAGAUCUAUGACUCCUGUGCCUCAGUGCCUCUGACAAUGCAUGUGGCAUUCCAGCUUUCAAAUGGACUGGAACCAGUGUUUUACACAGGCAAUAACUGCUCGCAAUCCGGUGUGGUGAUGGCUAUUGUUGGUGAGUCCGGGUCAACACCAUCAAUCAGCAUGGCACGCAUCAUUGGGUCCUUUAACAUUCCUCAGGUGAGUCACUUUGCCACUUGUGCAUGCCUGUCUGAUAAGCAGCAGUACCCGAGUUUCUUCAGAACAAUCCCCAGUGACCAGUUCCAGGCUGACGCGCUGGCCAAGCUGGUAAAACACUUUGGCUGGACUUGGAUAGGUGCUGUCCGUUCGGAUUCAGACUAUGGCAAUAAUGGCAUGGCCUCAUUCCUGGAUGCAGCACAGAAGGAGGGGAUCUGUGUGGAAUACUCUGUAUCUUUCUAUCGGACCCAUCCACAUAGCAGGAUCCAGAAAGUAGCUGACAUUAUCCACAGGUCAACUGCUAUGGUUGUUGUGGCAUUUGCAGCCUCAGGAGACAUGAGGAUCCUGCUCAAGGAGUUGUCACUCAAGCGUUCUCCGCCUCGCCAGUGGAUGGGCAGUGAGGCCUGGGUAACUAGCCCAGACAUGCUGAGCUUUAGCAUAUGUGCUGGAGCCAUUGGAUUUGGCAUUCAGCAAUCUGUCAUCCCAGGUUUGAGAGAAUUCUUGCUGGAUCUCUCUCCCACUAAAGUGGCUGCCUCUCCAGUGCUUACUGAAUUCUGGGAGGAUGCAUUCAACUGCAGGCUAGAAAAAGGUCCAACCAUGAACAAGAGUGUGUGUGAUGGAACUGAAGACAUACAAACUCUCCAAGACCCAUACAGUGACGUAUCUCAGCUACGAAUCACCAAUAUGGUAUAUAAGGCUGUUUAUGCAAUAGCACAUGCCAUUCAUAAUGCAGUGUGUCAGGACACAAAUUCUACAACUCACUGUGACAAAUACGCCAAGAUUGAGUCCAAACAGGUUCUUACUCAACUGAAGAAAUUACAAUUUUCCAAAAAUGGUUAUGAUGUGUCAUUUGAUGCCAAUGGGGAUCCUGUGGCUACAUAUGAGCUGGUUAACUGGAAAAAAAGUAAGAGUGGCAGCAAUCAGUUGGUGACAGUAGGACGCUAUGAUGCAUCACUGCCAGAGGGUCAGGAGUUCCUUAUCAACAGGAACCUCACCUGGGUUGAGGGUGGCACACAAGUACCUGUGUCAGUUUGCAGUGACAGCUGUCCUCCAGGAACACGUAAAGUGCUGCAAAAAGGAAAACCCAUCUGCUGUUAUGAUUGUUUACCAUGUCCUGAGGGAGAAAUUAGCAAUGCUACAGACUCCCCUGAUUGUUUCCCUUGCCCCAAGGAGUUCUGGCCUAAUGAAGAGAGAGACACUUGUUUCCCCAAGCCUGUAGAGUUUCUCUCCUUUGACGAGGUCCUUGGAAUCAUCCUGGCUGCAUUCUCAGUUGGUGGUGCCUGUCUUGCCAUCAUAACAGCAGCUGUGUUCUUUCAUCACAGGACAUCCCCAAUUGUCAGGGCCAAUAACUCUGAGCUGAGCUUCCUGCUGCUCUUCUCUCUGACUCUGUGUUUCUUAUGUUCAUUGACUUUCAUUGGAGCACCUUCUGAUUGGUCCUGCAUGCUGCGCCACACAGCAUUUGGGAUCACCUUCGUCCUCUGUAUCUCUUGUGUCCUUGGGAAAACUAUAGUAGUGUUGAUGGCCUUCAGAGCUACACUCCCAGGUAGUAAUGUUAUGAAAUGGUUCGGCCCUCUACAGCAAAGGAUGACUGUAGUGUCUUUCACAUUUAUUCAAAUUUUAAUAUGUAUUACGUGGUUGGGUCUCAGUCCCCCUUUUCCAAUUAAAAACCUAACUUUAUACAAGGAAAGAAUCAUCUUGGAGUGUGCAUUAGGAUCAGCUGCUGGGUUCUGGGUUGUACUUGGGUACAUAGGCCUACUGGCUGUCUUUUGCUUUGUGUUAGCUGUCCUAGCUCGGAAACUACCUGAUAAUUUCAAUGAAGCCAAGAUGAUCACCUUCAGCAUGCUGAUAUUCUGUGCAGUCUGGAUCACCUUUAUCCCAGCAUAUGUCAGCUCUCCUGGGAAAUUUACUGUGGCUGUGGAGAUAUUUGCUAUUCUGGCCUCCAGUUUUGGACUGAUACUGUGUAUAUUUGCUCCAAAGUGUUACAUAAUAUUGUUUAAACCAGAGAGGAACACCAAGAAGCAUUUGAUGAAUAAAAACAAAUCCUAA